Cottoperca gobio is the source of this 5918-nucleotide messenger RNA. RefSeq names its product SWI/SNF related BAF chromatin remodeling complex subunit ATPase 4a (gene smarca4a). The record is from RefSeq and is a predicted model, not a curated record. Gene Ontology annotation, biological process: regulation of DNA-templated transcription. The transcript has 34 exons. Bases 284 to 5257 code for a protein of 1657 amino acids. Gene Ontology annotation, cellular component: nucleus. NCBI's taxonomy places the organism in Eukaryota, Metazoa, Chordata, Actinopteri, Perciformes, Bovichtidae. Gene Ontology annotation, molecular function: ATP binding; histone binding.
CCCAUCCCCCCACAUCGGCUUCAUUCCUGCCUGUUAACACAGCCCUCACUGGGUAUGCGGGUAGUGAGUGAGGCGGUGGAUGGGGGCGCUGCAGAGUCGCACAGGCCGGUCCCUGCGAUACAAUCUACCGAGAGAGGGGGGUGAAGGAAAAAAACCAACUGGGUAGGUCGGUCUUUGUUUCUGGCUAGGAGGAAAACCAAGAGACGUUGCAAGCGGCGAAGACUCAAACAGCAGCGUUCACCAUUCGUGGGUACUUUCUGCUGCCACACAUUCCCAGUGAGAGAUGUCCACUCCUGACCCCCCAAUGGGAGGGACACCUCGGCCUGGACCCUCCCCAGGACCAGGGCCAUCUCCGGGAGGCAUGUUGGGCCCGAGCCCUGGUCCCUCACCAGGCUCGACCCACAGUAUGAUGGGGCCUAGUCCAGGACCUCCUGGAUCUGGACACCCCCACCCUCCACAAGGACCCUCAGGAUAUCCUCAGGAAAAUAUGCACCAGAUGCACAAAGUACUAAAUCCCAUGGAAGCCAUGCAUGAGAAAGGAAUGCCCGAUGACCCCCGCUAUGCCCAGAUGAAGGGCAUGAGCAUGAGACCAGGGGGGCACAGCGGGAUGGGACCCCCUCCAAGCCCAAUGGACCAACAUUCCCAAGGUUACCCCUCUCCAUUGGGAGGCUCAGAUCACGCUCCUAGCCCUGUCCCAGCCAAUGGCCCUCCGUCUGGCCCGAUGAUGCCCGGAGGUCCGUCUGGCCCGAUGAUGCCCGGAGGUCCGUCUGGCCCGAUGAUGCCUGGCGGUCCCUCCGGCCCUGGGGCUGGCCCUAUGGAGGGCAGCGGGGACCCGACCCAGGGGAUGGGUCAACCUAACCGUGGAGCUCCCCAGGGUCCAGGUGGACCCGUCGUUGCAGGAGGUGGACCAGUAGGUGCGGGCGGACCUGCUCCUUUCAACCAGAACCAGCUGCACCAACUCAGGGCUCAAAUCAUGGCCUACAAGAUGCUGGCGCGCAGUCAGCCCUUACCAGACCACCUGCAGAUGGCUGUGCAGGGGAAGAGGCCCAUGCCAGGGAUGCAGCCGCAGCCGAUGCCCAACAUGCCGCCUUCUACAGGGCCUGGAGCUGGAGCUGGUCCGGGACCAGCUCAGGCCAACUACAACAGGCCACAUGGCAUGGUAGGUCCUAAUAUGGUGCCUCCUGGACCUGCAGGAGUUCCCCUAGGUAUGCAAGGCCCUCCUACCAACGGACCCCCUAAAUCAUGGCCUGAAGGACCAAUGGUGAAUGCUGCUGCCCCCUCCAACCCGCCUCAGAAGCUGAUCCCACCUCAGCCCACUGGCAGACCAUCUCCCGCUCCUCCCUCUGUUCCCCCCGCUGCCUCCCCAGUGAUGCCCCCUCAGACGCAGUCCCCGGGACACCCCGCCCAACCCCCUCCUAUGAUGCUUCACCAGAAGCAGAACCGCAUAACUCCCAUCCAAAAGCCCCGCGGGCUGGACCCGGUGGAGAUCCUCCAGGAGAGAGAGUACAGGCUACAGGCUCGUAUUGCUCACCGUAUCCAGGAGCUGGAGAACCUGCCCGGCUCUCUAGCGGGUGACCUGCGCACUAAGGCCACCAUCGAGCUCAAGGCCCUGCGGCUGCUUAACUUCCAGAGACAGCUGCGUCAGGAGGUGGUGGUUUGCAUGAGACGCGACACUGCUUUGGAAACUGCCCUGAACGCCAAGGCAUACAAGCGCAGCAAACGGCAGUCUCUACGUGAAGCCCGCAUCACUGAGAAGCUUGAGAAACAGCAGAAGAUUGAACAGGAGCGUAAACGUCGGCAGAAACACCAGGAAUACCUCAACAGCAUCCUGCAGCACGCCAAGGAUUUCAAGGAGUAUCACCGCUCCAUCACAGCGAAGAUCCAGAAGGCCACCAAAGCUGUCGCCACCUAUCAUGCCAACACUGAGCGCGAGCAGAAGAAGGAGAACGAGCGCAUUGAAAAAGAGAGGAUGCGGCGGCUGAUGGCUGAAGAUGAAGAAGGCUACCGUAAACUCAUCGACCAAAAGAAAGACAAGCGUCUGGCCUACCUGCUCCAGCAGACGGAUGAGUACGUGGCCAACCUCACUGAGCUGGUGCGCGCACACAAAGCCGUGCAAGCUCUCAAAGAGAAGAAAAAGAAGAAGAAAAAGAAGAAGCCAGAGACAGCGGAUGGUGUUCUUACCAUGGGACCUGAUGGAGAGCCUUUAGAUGAGACCAGUCAAAUGAGUGACCUGCCGGUGAAGGUCAUCCACUUGGACAGUGGAAAGAUCCUGACUGGGAUGGAAGCACCUAAGGCCGGCCAGCUGGAGGCCUGGCUCGAGAUGAACCCAGGAUACGAAAUAGCGUCGCAUUCGGACAGUGAAGAAAGCGGUUCAGAUGAAGAGGAGGAGGAUGAGGAGGAAGAGGAACAACCUCAUUCAUCUGCAGCUCUAGUAGAGGAGAAGAUUCCUGACCUUGAACCUCAAGACGGAGCUGAAAUGGAUGUCCUGCACGUAGAACAUGCCAAGCAGGAUGUAGAUGACGAGUACGGUAAUGCGAGUUUCAACCGAGGCCUGCAGUCCUACUACGCUGUGGCUCAUGCUGUCACUGAGAGAGUGGACAAACAGUCCUCGCUGCUGAUCAACGGGGAGCUCAAGCAAUACCAGGUUAAAGGUUUGGAGUGGCUGGUGUCGCUUUACAACAACAACUUGAAUGGCAUCCUGGCUGAUGAGAUGGGUCUAGGAAAAACAAUCCAGACCAUCGGCCUCAUCACUUACCUCAUGGAGUACAAGCGCCUCAACGGGCCCUUCCUCAUCAUCGUACCUCUCUCAACUCUAUCAAACUGGGUCUACGAGUUUGAUAAGUGGGGCCCAUCUGUUGUGAAAAUCUCCUACAAGGGGUCUCCAGCUGCUCGUCGUGCAUUCCUUCCCAUCUUGCGCAGUGGCAAGUUCAACGUGCUGCUCACCACGUACGAGUACAUUAUCAAAGAUAAGCAGGUGCUAGCAAAGCUUCGCUGGAAGUACAUGAUCGUGGACGAGGGCCAUCGUAUGAAGAACCACCACUGUAAGCUGACCCAGGUCCUCAACACUCACUACUUGGCCCCGCGCCGCCUGCUGCUCACAGGCACUCCGCUGCAGAACAAGCUGCCUGAGCUCUGGGCCCUGCUCAACUUCCUCCUGCCCACCAUUUUCAAGAGCUGCACCACAUUCGAACAGUGGUUCAACGCCCCCUUCGCCAUGACUGGAGAGAAGGUCGACCUGAAUGAAGAAGAGACCAUCCUGAUCAUCCGACGUCUACACAAGGUGCUCAGGCCUUUCCUGCUCCGCCGACUCAAGAAAGAAGUCGAGGCCCAGCUGCCUGAGAAGGUGGAGUACGUGAUAAAGUGCGACAUGUCAGCCCUACAGACGGUUCUGUACAGACACAUGCAGGCCAAGGGAGUGUUGCUCACAGAUGGGUCAGAAAAAGACAAGAAGGGUAAAGGUGGCACGAAGACCCUGAUGAACACUAUCAUGCAACUGAGGAAGAUUUGCAACCACCCCUACAUGUUCCAGCACAUCGAGGAGUCUUUUUCUGAGCAUCUUGGCUAUUCUGGUGGAGUUGUGAGUGGCUCUGACCUGUUCCGCUCCUCUGGGAAGUUCGAGCUGCUGGAUCGCAUCCUGCCCAAGCUGAGGGCCACUGACCACAAAGUGCUGCUCUUCUGUCAAAUGACCACACUCAUGACCAUCAUGGAGGACUACUUUGCCUACCGCAGCUUCAAGUACCUUCGUCUGGAUGGAACCACCAAGGCAGAGGACCGUGGCAUGCUGCUGAAGACCUUCAAUGACCCGGCCUCAGAGUACUUUGUGUUCCUGCUCAGCACCAGGGCAGGAGGUCUGGGGCUCAACCUGCAGUCUGCCGACACAGUCAUCAUCUUUGACAGCGACUGGAACCCACAUCAGGACUUGCAGGCCCAGGACAGAGCCCACCGCAUCGGUCAGCAGAACGAGGUGCGCGUGCUCCGUCUCUGCACUGUCAACAGUGUGGAGGAAAAGAUCCUGGCAGCGGCCAAGUACAAGUUGAACGUGGACCAGAAGGUCAUCCAGGCAGGCAUGUUCGACCAGAAGUCGUCAGGCUGUGAACGCCGGGCCUUUUUACAGGCCAUCCUGGAGCACGAGGAACAGGACGAGGUCGGGGCUCGAGGAGGCUGCCGUCCUAGAGGGACCUGGGAGGAAGACGAAGUGCCCGAUGAUGAGACCGUCAACCAGAUGAUAGCCAGAAGUGAAGAGGAGUUUGAACAGUUCAUGCGCAUGGAUCUAGACCGACGCCGCGAGGAGGCCCGCAACCCGAAGAGGAAACCCCGUCUGAUGGAGGAGAACGACAUGCCCAGCUGGAUUUUGAAAGACGACGCUGAGGUAGAGAGGCUAACUUGUGAAGAGGAGGAGGAGAAGAUGUUUGGCAGAGGAUCCCGCCAACGUAAGGAAGUGGACUACAGCGACUCGCUCACUGAGAAACAAUGGCUCAAGGCCAUAGAAGAGGGAAAUCUAGAAGACAUCGAAGAGGAGGUGCGUCACAAAAAGACGACCAGAAAGCGCAAGAGGGACCGCGACAAUGACGGCCCAGCCACGCCCAGCUCCAGCAGCAGCCGAGUGCGGGACAAAGACGAGGAUGUGAAGAAAGCAAAGAAACGUGGUCGCCCGCCUGCUGAGAAGCUCUCUCCCAACCCCAUGUCCCUCACUAAGAAAAUGAAGAAGAUCGUUGAUGCGGUCAUCAAAUAUAAGGACGGGAACAACGGGCGACAGCUGAGCGAAGUCUUCAUCCAGCUGCCUUCUCGCAAGGAGCUGCCCGAGUACUACGAGCUCAUCCGCAAACCAGUGGACUUCAGGAAGAUUAAGGAGAGGAUCAGGAGCCACAAGUACCGCAGCCUGAACGACCUGGAGAAGGAUGUGAUGCUACUGUGUCAAAACGCCCAGACUUUCAACCUGGAAGGCUCUCUGAUCUACGAGGACUCCAUCGUGCUGCAGUCUGUCUUCACCAGUGUGAGACAGAAGAUUGAGAAGGAGGACGAGAGCGAAGGAGAGGACAGUGAGGAAGAGGAGGACGACCUAGACGAAGGCUCAGACUCUGAAACUCGUUCAGUGAAGGUGAAGAUCAAGCUGAGCCGGAAAGAAAAAGGGGAUCGAGGAGGAAAAGGACAACGACGGAGGGGCCGAGGGGCCCGAGCUAAACCUGUGGUGAGCGACGAUGACAGCGAGGAGGAACAGGAAGAGGAGCGUUCGGCCAGUGGCAGCGAGGAGGACUGAAGUAAACCACUCCUGAUUGGACCAACGGCCCGCUGAGCCCCUUGACUGGACUUUAUAUAUUUUACUUAGAUACAGCAGGGAGACAGUCGGUGGAAAAGGCCUAGUUUUACCUAGAUGAGCUGAUUUUUAGUGGGACAAUUGUAUUCUCAUUAAAGUAUACCAUUAAUUAAAAACGAAUUAAAAAAAGAAACUAAAAUAUGAAAGCUAUGAACCAUUCACUUCCAUAUUUAAACCAUUUUUCCCAGUAUGAAUAGUAGUGUCUCUUUGCCUUUUUUUGUUUUCUCCUGUAAGUGGAAAAUUGACAGAGCCUGAAUUAUAGACUGAUCGUGGGCCAUAAAGACAGCGAACUGUUUUGUUAAGUGGUAUUCAUUUUGUUGUCUUUUACGUUAUGACAAAGCGUACAUGUGAACCAGGAGUCACUGCGUUCCCUGAAGUCCCUUUUUGAAUGCAUGUCGUGCGUGUCUGUGGAAAUGCACCUGGAUGUGUCUUCGCUAUUAUCUGUGUGUUUAAUUUAAGACUACAAGCGGGAUCACGGUACAUCCCACCCUGCAGCCCCUCCCUCUCAGGUCGUGUAUGUAAAGGGGGAGGGAGGGAUAGGACCAUUUUCUCGUGUCGGUGUCACUGGAUUCCAAAAAGUACAAUAAAGGCAUCUCAUAAUUAA